GGUGAGCCAUGCCGUCGGUCCCUUCCUCCAAAGAGAGCCCUGUGAAGAGUCCAGUGUGCCCUCAUGCUGCCAAACUGCUCAACCACACCAACGGAGAAUCCAAACUGCGGGAGGGUUCGUUCCCAGCGAACGGGGUUGACAAGCUGCCCGCGAUGGAGGACGCUGAAGAGUCCAACAGAACCAUUCAGAUCAACACAAAGAACGUCACCGCUGAGAGGAAGUGGAUCCGACCCGACCUUCCCAGCCGCUGCAAAUGGAGCCUGGGAGCCUCAAAAGCCGACUCUCCUCAUUCUCAAGUCCCAAGAACCAUCUCUCCAACCAUUCUUCCAAACAUCCUGCACAGGAUCGGUGACACUCCCUUGGUGCGCAUCAACAAGAUCCCCAAAGUGUUUGGACUCAAAUGUGAAAUACUGGCCAAGUGCGAGUUCUUCAACGCUGGCGGCAGCGUCAAGGACCGGAUCAGCCUGCGGAUGGUGGAGGACGCCGAGAGAGCUGGGGUCCUCAAGCCUGGAGACACUAUCAUAGAGCCCACCUCUGGAAAUACUGGUAUUGGUUUGGCCCUGGCUGCCGCUGUGAAAGGCUACCGCUGCAUUAUUGUCAUGCCUGAGAAAAUGAGCAUGGAGAAGGUGGAUGUUUUGAGAGCCCUUGGAGCCGAGAUUGUCCGCACUCCCACCAGCGCUCGCUUCGAUUCACCUGAGUCUCACGUGGGCGUAGCCUGGCGCCUUAAAAACGAGAUCCCCGACUCUCACAUCCUGGACCAGUACCGUAACCCGAGCAAUCCUCUGGCUCACUACGACACCACAGCUGAGGAGAUCCUGGAGCAGUGUGACGGUAAAGUGGACAUGCUGGUGGCAGGAGCCGGCACAGGAGGGACAAUCACAGGCAUCGCCCGCAAACUGAAGGAAAGAUGCCCAAACAUCAAAAUUGUCGGUGUCGACCCAGAAGGCUCCAUCCUGGCGGAGCCCGACCAGCUUAACAAGACCGAUAAGACCCAGUACGAGGUGGAGGGCAUCGGGUACGACUUCAUCCCCACCGUGCUCGACAGAUCAGUAAUUGAUACCUGGUACAAGUCAGACGAUGAGGAGUCCUUCAACAUGUCUCGCAUGCUGAUCAGAGAGGAGGGCCUGCUGUGCGGAGGCAGCUCUGGGACGGCCAUGGCAGCAGCGGUAAAUGUCGCCAAAGAGCUAAAAGAGGGCCAGCGCUGUGUGGUCAUCCUGCCAGACUCCAUCCGCAACUACAUGUCAAAGUUCCUCAGUGACAAGUGGAUGGUCCAGAAGGGCUUCCUGAGCGAGGAGGACCUCAUGGUGAAAAAACCAUGGUGGUGGAACCUGAGGCUGCAGGGGUUGAACCUGUCCGCCCCCCUCACCGUCCUGCCCACUGUCACCUGCCAGAAGACCAUCAAAAUCCUGAAGGAGAAGGGCUUCGACCAGGCACCCGUGGUGGAUGAGGCUGGGUUAAUCCUGGGCAUGGUGACUUUAGGGAACAUGUUGGCCUCCGUUCUGGCGGGGAAGAUCAAGCUGUCAGACCCGGUCAGCAAAGUGCUCUACAAGCAGUUCAAACAGAUCCGUCUGACUGAUAAUUUGGGAAAGUUAUCUCGUAUUCUGGAGACUGACCACUUUGCCCUGGUGGUGCAUGAACAGAUCCAAUACUUGACAGACGGCACUCCCAGUCUGAAGCAGAUGGUGUUCGGGGUGGUGACGGCCGUCGACUUGCUCAACUUCGUCACGGUCCGGGAAAGGCGAGAGAGGUCCAUGUCGGAGUCCACCGACGAGCUCAACUAACACACGCAGUACACGCUUUGUACAUUUCUCUGCACUUACGUAACAAACGCAAAGGACAGCUGUAGCAGACGCAAAAUGGCAAAAUAAUAAUCUUUUGAUUUGAGUUAGGUCUUUUUUUUUUUUCUCCACUUAAAAAUACUGAUUUUUUUUUUUUUUUAAAGAUUUAAUAAGCAAACUAAUGUUGCUUAUGUCAAGUGUGAGAGGGUUUACUUAUUAUUUGAAAACGACUGACUUAAUAUUACUCAAGCCAAAUCUUGUGUCCGUUUGUAACUUGUAGAAAGCUUUUUUGUUUUGUAUCACAGUCUUAAAUAGAGGCCUCCAUGUUGCUGCUUUACUCAUCUGAAAAGUACAUGAUUAUUUCUCAGUGCCUUUUGUGUCAGUCAAACAUCAGAAAUAAGGCAUAAAAUAUUAAAAAUCUCAUCCAUCAAGAUUAGACAAAUAGAAAGUUGCUGUAUAUAAGCAUGUUAUUCUUCCCAGUGCUGCUGAUUACAUGCUGCUUUUUCAUUUGUGUAUUUGUACACAGAAAAGAAACACAUGGUGUGUAAUCAAAUUUCUUGAAAAAAAAAAAGUAGUGAGCUGUUGUUUCUCUCUCCUUUCAGCACAGUGACCUGUGAUGUAUCUGUAAAGUUGUUUGGACUAUUUAAUCUUAGCUGUGUCAGAGAGAAACCUUUUGUAUUGCAUAAUUUUUCCUUAAUGAAUGUGUAUGAUUUAAAUAAAGUUUAAAUGAAGUCUGA
Molecule: messenger RNA, 2515 nt
Organism: Morone saxatilis (striped sea-bass)
Lineage: Eukaryota; Metazoa; Chordata; Actinopteri; Moronidae
Product: cystathionine beta-synthase-like
Cellular component (GO): cytoplasm
Molecular function (GO): cysteine synthase activity; cystathionine beta-synthase activity
Source: RefSeq, a predicted model, not a curated record